AUGUCUAUCAGCAACAAAACCAACUCGAGCCAUACUACAACUCCUGCCACAACUUGGGGUUUGGAUAGCACUACUUUGGACGACUGGCUUGAAAACGAUUUGAAGCAAUCCAGCUUAUUCCAAUGCCGCAAAUCAAUCACUAAUACUACUACCACCACCACCACUACUCCUAAAAAUAACAAAGAUACCCAUAAUACUACAAACAACAAUAAUGCGACGAAAUGCUCAUUGAAGAAUCUACUGGCCCAUGAUGAGGAAUCCAAGAUUAAGCAACAAGAGCAAGAGCCUUCAAAAGACAGCAUCAAGAACAAUACGGAUGACAAGCCAUUGCCACCACAUUUGAUACCACUUAUCAAGGUUUAUUCAUUACUGAAUACAAUUCGUCAAAACGAGCAAUUGGUCAAGGAAAAGCAAUACAACAAGAAACGAUUGUAUGCCACACCUCCUCCUCCUUCGCCUGUGUUGAGCACUGUCAGUAGCAAUGAUGCUAAUUGCAACAGCGACUUUCACUACCACCAUCAACACGUCCAACCCACUCCAGUGAUUAAAAAGAAGAGGGGCAAUAAUCGUCCACCUGUUGACUUGGUGGUAAAGAGACAGCGUAACACAGAUGCUGCACGCAGAUCAAGACUAAGAAAAGCCAUCAAAAUGGAGACAUUGGAGAAGCGCGUUGAUGUAUUGAAGACUGAUAACGAACGAUUGCGAGUGAAAGUAGCUGUAUUGGAAACUGAAGUAACUCAUGCUACUGAAAAAGAACAACGUAAUAGACAAAGAGUGUUGGAAUUGGAAGCUCAACUGGCUAUUGCCCACAAGCAACUGGUAGAAGAGUACAAGUAA
Mucor velutinosus is the source of this 837-nucleotide messenger RNA. Its product is annotated as glutaredoxin. The record is from RefSeq and is a predicted model, not a curated record. The transcript has a single exon. NCBI's taxonomy places the organism in Eukaryota, Fungi, Mucoromycota, Mucoromycetes, Mucorales, Mucoraceae. Gene Ontology annotation, biological process: regulation of DNA-templated transcription. Gene Ontology annotation, molecular function: DNA-binding transcription factor activity. Bases 1 to 837 code for a protein of 278 amino acids.